GCCGAGACCCACCCCCCCCACGCGGGAUCGCUGCGCUGCAGCGGGGCCGGGGGCGGCCGUGCCGGGGGUACCGGCGGCUGGCGGCAGGCGCUAGGACCCAGCAGCGGGCGGUGCGGAGCAUCCCUCGCCGCAGCGGCUCCGGCCCCGGCCCGGCCCCGAGCAUCCCUCCCCGCCCCGCCCUGGGGACCCCCGCCCAGCCCGGGACCCCCACUCCGACCUGCCCGGGGACCCUCGGGCCUGGCCCCGGCCCCAUGCAGCCCCUCAGGGGUCCCGGAGCCGCCCAGCAGGGAGGAGCAGGGAGAUGAGCAGGGCUGGGGGGCACCUCUGGGUGCUCUGACUGGCACCCGCCCCCUCCCCCCUCCGAGCAGAGCGGCACCCACAGACGAGCGGGCACCUGGCAGAAGGCAGAGGAGGAUGUGAGCCCCCCGGCAAUGCCCGGCCCCCCGCGGACGGGCGAUGGGCCGCUGAAGGCCCAGGAUGGAGCCCUCCCUGCCCGCGCCCUGGGGCUGGAACGGCUCUAGGGGGGCUCGGGGGCUGCCGCCCAGCCCCAUGCCCCCCAACGGCACGGCCGACGCCAAGCCCAAGGACGUGGCCUCCAAGUCCGUGGGGCUCUUCUUCAUGCUGCUGCUGGACCUGACUGCCAUCGUGGGCAACGCCGCGGUCAUGACUGUCAUCGUCCGGGCGCCGGCGCUGCGCAAGUUCGUCUUCGUCUUCCACCUCUGCCUGGUGGACUUCUUGGCCGCCCUCACCCUGAUGCCGCUGGAGAUGCUGUCGGGCUCGGCCGUGUUCGACAGCCCGGUGCUGGGGGAGGCUCUGUGCCGCGUCUACCUGUUCCUCAGCGUCUGCUUCAUCAGCAUGUGCAUCCUCUCCAUCUCCACCAUCAACGUCGAGCGCUACUACUACGUGGUGCACCCCCUGCGCUACGAGGUGCGGAUGACCGUGGGGCUGGUGACCUGCGUGCUGGUGGGCGUCUGGCUCAAGGCCGUGGCCACCUCCCUGGUCCCCGCCCUGGGUUGGCUCUCCCCCGACCGCCCUCCGGCGCCCGCCGGCCGCGGCUGCUCCUUGCAGUGGAGCCGCGGUCCUUACUGCAAGUCCUUCGUGGUCUUCUUCGCCGCCUUCUACUUCCUCCUGCCCCUCCUCAUCAUCGUGGUGGUCUACUGCAGCAUGUUCAAGGUGGCGCGGGUGGCCGCCAUGCACCACGGGCCGCUGCCCACCUGGAUGGAGACGCCUCGGCGGCGCUCCGAGUCGCUCAGCAGCCGCUCCACCAUGGUCACCAGCUCGGCGGCUCCCCGCACCACCCCGCAGAGGACGUUCGGGGGGGGCAAAGCCGCCGCCAUCCUGCUAGCCGUGGGGGGCCAAUUCCUCUUCUGCUGGCUGCCCUACUUCUCCUUCCACCUCUACAGCGCCCUGAGCUCGCAGCCCCUGGCGGGGCCGGCGGCCGAGACGGUGGUCACCUGGCUGGGGUACUUCUGCUUCACCUCCAACCCCUUCUUCUACGGCUGCCUCAACCGGCAGAUCCGGGCCGAGCUGGGCCGGCUCCUGACCUGCUUCUUCAAGCAGCCGCCCGAGGAGGACCUGCGGCUGCCCAGCCGGGAGGGCUCCAUCGAGGAGAACUUCCUCCAGUUCCUGCAGGGCACCGCCUGCCCCGCCGAGCCCCGCCGCGCCCCCAGCCCCAGGCGGGACCAGCCCCCCGACGACUUUCGCAUCCCGGGGCAGAUCGAGGAGGAGGCGGCGGCGGCGGCGGCGGAGGGGCCGGAGCGGCGCGGGGGGGAUGGGCUCCGUGCGCCCGUGCUGGCGGCCCCCGAGCCGGAGCUGUAGCGCCGGGGGGGGAGGUGCGGGACGAACAUGGCUGCAAGG
Pogoniulus pusillus (Red-fronted tinkerbird) is the source of this 1857-nucleotide messenger RNA. It is a transcript of the gene GPR61, whose product is annotated as G protein-coupled receptor 61. Bases 478 to 1818 code for a protein of 446 amino acids. NCBI's taxonomy places the organism in Eukaryota, Metazoa, Chordata, Aves, Piciformes, Lybiidae. Gene Ontology annotation, biological process: G protein-coupled receptor signaling pathway. The transcript is spliced from 2 exons. Gene Ontology annotation, molecular function: G protein-coupled receptor activity. The record is from RefSeq and is a predicted model, not a curated record. Gene Ontology annotation, cellular component: endosome; signaling receptor complex; plasma membrane.